Dovyalis caffra is the source of this 1098-nucleotide messenger RNA. NCBI's taxonomy places the organism in Eukaryota, Viridiplantae, Streptophyta, Magnoliopsida, Malpighiales, Salicaceae. The record is from the annotation of a GenBank genome assembly.
AUGGCAUUGUCUUCACAAAUCCACAACGUCUCUGUUUUCUCAGCAAGCAAAACUACAGAAAAUGGCCAUGGAAGAAGGAUAGGAAGAAUGUUUGUUAAGAUGGCAGCAUCAACAUCAGAAAUGGCAGCUGCCUUUGAAGAGGGACAGCUAGAAAGGCCUAAGUGGUCAGGACAGACACCUCUCUCUCGUCUUGUUGGAACUCUUAUUGCUUUUAAGCCUCUCUCCUCUGUUCUCAAACUUGGUGCCAGACAAGUCCUUAUCAGCACCGCUGAGAAGGGGAACAUUCCAUGGAGAGAAAUGACACAGGAGAUUCUGGAAUCAGAUGUCUAUAAGGAGUUGGAGAGCAUUCAAAACCCCUCACUUGUUUAUCCAGAUUAUUACCUAAAUCCUUUCCAUGCUUACGACGAGGGAAAUCUUUCAUGGCUGGCUGCAGCUGAAGCUGAAGCUGCAACCAUGUCAAUGGUGAGGCGAGCAAUACCUAAUGCUUCUACAGUAGAGGAAGCAAAUCAAAUAGUGCGUGGAAAUUGGCUUCAGGCAAUUGAACAACAUCAUCUACAGUACUCUGGGAAUUCCAUGAUACGAGACAUUCUAGAUAUUGGAUGCUCUGUAGGUGUCAGCACAAGAUUUCUAGCUGACAAGUUUCCUUCUGCAAAUGUCACUGGGCUAGAUCUGUCACCUUACUUCCUUUCUGUAGCUCAAUUCAAGGAAAAGAAGAUCGGUCCACGAAAGACUUCUAUUAAAUGGAUGCAUGCAAAUGCAGAAGACACAGGCUUUCCACCCCAAUCAUUCGAUCUCGUUUCCAUUUCAUAUAUGUUUCAUGAAUGUCCUGAAAGAGCAAUAGUUAACGUACUGAAGGAAGCAUUCAGGCUACUUCGUCCCAGAGGCACAAUUGUUGUGUCGGAUCAAUCGCCAAAGUCAAAGAUCCUUCAGGAAAUGUCACCAGUUCUGUUUACAUUAUUGAAGAGCACUGAACCAUUUCUAGAUGAAUACCAUCUGACUGAUCUAGAAGGAAGAAUGAAGGAAGCUGGCUUUGUAAAUGUGCAAACAAGUCUUACAGAUCCAAGACACAGGACCUCGACUGCGAUGGUGCCUUGUUAA